UUUUUGAAACAUUUUAAAUUUAUUGAAUCUCCAAGAUUAGUUUUAGAACAAUCACAUAAUGGCCUCUGCAAUGGAACAGCAACAGCAAACCACUUUAGAAUUUUAUCAAGCAAUGGCUGAUUUCAAAAACAUGUUUCCUCAAAUGGAUGAUGAUGUGAUUGAGGCUGUAUUAAGAUCUAAUCAAGGAGCUGUAGAUACAACAAUUGAUCAGUUACUUACUAUGAGCACAGAUAAUGAAAAUGAAAAAAUUAGAAGUGAAUUAGAGCAAAAUGAAAAGUCACCUAGUACCUCUAAGUCACCAAAAGCAGAUUCAACUAUAUCUUUAAAAACUAUACGUAAAUGGCAACCUGCUUUAUUAGGACCAUUACCAGAUACAUUCCUUAGACUUCCUCAACAAAUUCCUGAAGACAGUUUGGAUUCAUCAUAUUUACAGGAAAAUUCAAUGUUAGAAGAUGAAAGAAUUGCUAUGUUUCUUCAAAAUGAAGAAUUUAUGGCUGAAUUACGUUGGAAUGAAGAUUUUUUGUCAACUUUAGAAAAUGAUACAAAAAUUCAAGGAACAAAUCUUGAAAAAUGUAGUGGACAAAUUGAUCACGAUGAUGAAGAUCUUUUUAAAGAAAGAUUGAAAAAUAUGGGCAAAAUGUCUCGACGUAAGUUUGCACAACUUACCAAAGUGUUUACACGUAGUAAAAAACGUGGAGGUAGACAAUUAUUACCCCCAACUGCUUCUUGUGACGAUUUAUUAGAUCCAGAAGAAUCAUCUAGAUUUCAGUCUUAG
This is a messenger RNA of Habropoda laboriosa, 775 nucleotides long. Its product is annotated as CUE domain-containing protein 1. The record is from RefSeq and is a predicted model, not a curated record. The coding region runs from base 59 to 775 and encodes 238 amino acids. Gene Ontology annotation, molecular function: ubiquitin binding. The transcript is spliced from 5 exons. NCBI's taxonomy places the organism in Eukaryota, Metazoa, Arthropoda, Insecta, Hymenoptera, Apidae.